AUGCACAUUGCAUGCGGGAGAGGACUGGAAGGCAUGGUGCACGUGUUGCUUGCGGGAGGAGCCAACAGGGACGCCCUGACCACCCAAGGGUUCACUCCCUUGCAUUGCGCGAGCGGAAGGGGUGGGCUGGGAGCCGUGAAGGCUCUGCUGGCCGCUGGAGCGGACGUGAACAUCCGGAGCGGCGGGUGGCAGCGGCGGACGCCGUUGCAUGCUGCUGCGACUCUGGGCGACAGAGCCGUCACCGAGGAGCUUCUGCGCUGGGGUGCAGACGUUGACCUUCCGGACACCGAAGGAGUCACGAGUUUGCACAUCGCUGCCGCGGUGGACAACGUGGAAGUAGCCCGAUGUCUCUUGGGAGCGGGAGCGUCUACGGAGGAGGUGCAGGCCGGCACGCUCAACAGGCCGUUACACUUGGCAGCUUUUCAAGGAUCCUACGGCGUUCUCACGACCUUACUGGAGGCCGGGGCUGACUUUACGGCGACCAACUCCCACGGGGAAACGCCGUUGCAUCACGCCUGCUCGAUGAUGGACUUCGCGAUCGUCUCCACCCUGCUCCACCGGGGCGCGGACGAAGCCGCACGAGACAACAAUAACCACACCUGCGCUGAGGUGCUGGGAGAUGGGCUGGACGAGGAGGCUGGGAGGUUACGCGGGGACCCGGCCAUGCGCGAACGGAUACUCAUCGUGCUGGCCAAGGCUCCCGCGGAGAGGGCAUGGCGUCGCCGGUCUUGGGUCGUGAUGAUGCGGGCGCGGGAAGCGGACUGGUCGGGAGAUCUCGUCGGGGGGGGCGAGGAAGCAGGAAGGGCGAUGGUGGAGAUCUGUGGAUCAACGGCGGCGGCUGGUGCAGUAGUAGCGAAGGCCGUUGGCGCUCGAGACGAAAAGCAACCUUGCCGGGGAAGGCAUCGUAGCAACAACGAGGGCAGUAAGAGGAUACAAGGGGUCGACGAGGAGGCCUUCCGAUCAUGCGUUUACUGGGUCGUGCGCGCGCAGGAGGAGGGGAUUUUUCGCCUCGUGGUUUCAUUCUUGUAA
This is a messenger RNA of Ectocarpus siliculosus, 1029 nucleotides long. Lineage: Eukaryota; Phaeophyceae; Ectocarpales; Ectocarpaceae. The record is from the annotation of a GenBank genome assembly.